AUGUCUGAUACACCUUAUCUUCUGCGUUCGUAUCCUAGUGAUUCAACUGUUACAACUUCAUCAUUUACCCAUGGACCAUGUUUAGAACCGAUCAAAACAUUAUCAUUCCUUCAAAGUAGAGAUGAUGCAUCUUUAGAUCAUAGUGAAUGUUUCUACAAUGGUGAUGAAUUAAGACUCACUUGUAAAUUAGGUCUUAAAGAUCCUACAUUAUCACUUGAUUUAGAAAAAUAUCCAGCUGAUCGUAUUAAUGUAGUUAUCCUAUUUGUUCAAGUGUUUUCCGCAAAAAAAAUCGGAAAUCGUGUACUUGAUUUAUGUUUUUUACAUCGUUUUGGUACAUCAUUACGAGAAUUGGCUAUUUGCGGUUAUUCACCACAAAUAAUACCUAUAUCAUCAACGCUCAAUUAUCUACAUAUACUCGAUAUACCUGCAUUAGCUGUUGUAGUUGCAUCUAAAAUAGAAACAUUACUUAUUAGUGGUGUUGAUAUAUGGCAAAGCGUUGAAUUACGUCAAUUUAAAUGUUUGAAACAUUUACUUAUAAUCAAUGGUCAAGGGGCCCUUCAAAUGAAAUUCUAUCAUACUCCACUUUGUGCUGAUUGUGAAGGUGCACACCCACCAGCUGAUUUUUCAUUUCAUUACCUUAUUCCAUUAGCAACACAAUUAACGUAUUUUCUUUAUGAUUCUCCUUAUCCAUUCAAACCGUGUACAUAUGAUUUAUUGAAAAAAAUUAAAUCGACUAGUACAACUAUUGCAACAUUUAUCGUAGCUUCACAGACAUUUCAUGAUGAUUUAAAUUCACCAAUAUGUGAAACAUGUGCAAGUAGUUUAUGUCCAUUACUAGCCGUAUGUCUUGAUGAAAAUUCCAAAGAACGCCGAAAAAAAGAUGAACCAUUUGAAUGUUUAUGCGUCGAAGAACUGGAAGUUGAAGAUGAAUUCAUAUCUUGUAAACCAAUGACAAUUCAUCAACCGAUGUAUUCAACAAGAUGUAAUCAUAUUCCAUCAUUUUGGAAUUAUGUAACUCUACCCAUGAGUAUUUUAGCACUGUAUGUUUUAUUUUCAUUUGGGGUUUUUCUUAUUUCAACGAUUUUUCUAAUAAAAUUUUACUCGUAG
This is a messenger RNA of Rotaria socialis, 1107 nucleotides long. Lineage: Eukaryota; Metazoa; Rotifera; Eurotatoria; Philodinida; Philodinidae. The record is from the annotation of a GenBank genome assembly.